This is a messenger RNA of Schizophyllum commune H4-8, 385 nucleotides long. RefSeq lists its product as uncharacterized. The record is from RefSeq and is a predicted model, not a curated record. The transcript has a single exon. The coding region runs from base 17 to 385 and encodes 122 amino acids. NCBI's taxonomy places the organism in Eukaryota, Fungi, Basidiomycota, Agaricomycetes, Agaricales, Schizophyllaceae.
CAAGUUCGAGAACGAGAUGGUCGAGAUGAAGCAGCGGCGAAUGGUGGCGAAGGUAGCCAAGAUCAAGGCCAAAAAUGCCUUGCUUGAUGCAACCCUGGAGAUUCGAAGCAAGUCCGAGGCAAGGAAGCUGACCGGUGUACAGGUUAACCUGCACUUCGCCAAGUUCAAGCUGAUCUGGGGUGCGCAAUUGACGCUCCCACCGGGUCGAUCAAGCAUGGCGGUCAAGCUAUGGCAGGAGGCCUUAAUCGGUGUCUUUCGGGAGCAUUUGCGGCUUUUAUCCGAGGGGGCAGUGCGCGCGACCAGGGAGAGCGACGUCGAAGUGGUUCAGAUAACCUCCGAGUUGUGGCAUGAUGAGGAGGAUGAGGAGAUGGGCGACACGGGUUAG